AACAGAGCCUUCUCCGUCUCUCUCUCUCACACACACACUCACACACACCAGCACCCGCACCCACACACACAGUACAGAGUUCAAAGGACGCCUGUAAUCUCUUUCCCUCUGUUUCCACUCUUCUUAGUCCCUCCCUCGCCUUUCAACUCUCUCCCACUCUCUGUGCGGACUUGCAGAUCGAGGGGAAUAACUCCUGUGCUCACUUCCCCCCUAUGCUUGGCCGUAUCCAUAUCCUCUGGCACUCGACGGAAGAAGCGAAGGGGGGGGGGGGAGAAAAACAGCACCGUGACAAAGGGCUGAUUGGAGCAGCGACCAGCAGUCACAGAGGACCAGCCCCAGCCCAAGCCCCGGCCCUGCGCUGCCUUUCACGGACCCAGCACUGAAGGAGAGAUGUAGGGUAGCUUUCUACACGAAAGGAGAACGAGUGUCCCGCUGAUUGCCGAACUGGCCAGAAUAUUCGUGACUGCCGCUGCUGUUGUGAUUUGACCGCUGAAAGUGGAUACUGGAGGAGCUUUUAGGAGUUACUAGGUCUGGGAGAACUGAGCCUGGUUUAGGAUGAGUGGAAGACUACAUGGGCAGGGCACCGAGACCUGAACUGCCAGUUAACCAAACACGUGAAUCAAUGAAUGAGCUACUGUCAGUCCUCUCGUGCAGUAGGACCAACGUCUAAUCAAUCACAUUGUUGAGUGUGAGGAGUAGUUUUAUAGCUGUUGUAAAUAAAUCAGAGGGAGUGCUGGUAUGCUGAUGUUAGCAUUGAUAACACAUAUCCACUGCAUUAGCCUGUAUUUCUAACUGUCGGACUAGCGUGGAAGAAACUGACUCAUAAGUGAUUCGAAGGAAGUGACUUAAGGACUGUCAUCAUCAGACGCCUACUGUACCAAGAGUAUAUCUCCAGUCUUUGUGUGAAGCCCAGGAGAGAAGCUUGUAAAUGCAGGACUGGUUAAACAUGACAGACUGCACUGCAUUAAAGACGGCAUCUUAGGUAAGAGCUUAGACUUUAGACUGAGCAGCAUUUAUAGGUAGAAAAAAAAAACUACCUGUGAAAGUUUACCGCCAGACUGAUUAGAUAACAUUAAAUACGGACCAUCUAGAAACUGGAACUAAUAGGGAUCAGAUUCUGAGCUUGGCUGAGAGUUAUAGGCAGGUGUAGCCAGGCUGUUAUGGCUAAUAUCACAGACCCAUUGGGCAACUUCUCCAGCCCAGGCGUUGUUGAACGGGUGAUUGUGCCCAUUCUGGACACCCUCAUACUGGUCAUUGGCAUUCUAGGACACUCACUGGUCAUCCUCAUCUUAUCACGGAAGCAGAGGAGACCGGGAAGCGGAGGGAUGGGCAACACGAUCGGAGCGGCGGGAGCGGCGAGUGGCCAAGGCACCGACAUCCUCCUGCUGUCGCUCAGCGCCGCCGACCUGAUCCUGCUGGCGUGUCUGCCGUUCCACACCGCUGCCAUAGCGACGGGGCACUGGCCGUUCGGGAGUGUCGUGUGCAAGCUGAUGGGCUUCCUCGGAGCGGUGUGCACCUCGGCUAGCGCCUUCACGUUAGCCGCGCUAGCUGUUGCUCGCUACUUCAUCGUGGCGCAGUCGGCAAAGGCGUACCGCUGGCGCAGGGACGCCCGUAUCAAGCUGGGCACCGUUGCCCUUUGGGUGCCGGCGGUGGUCCUGGCGGCGCCGCAGUUUUUCUGGCGCACGCUGGACUCCGGCAGCAACGUCAACCGGCAGCACUCGCAGGACCUGGUCUGCUUCAACUUCCUGUCGCCGGAGGGCCAGUUGGCGUACGGCGUGUGCCACUUCCUGCUGGCCUUUGCGCUGCCGCUGGGCGUCAUCGUGGUGGCGUACGGCCGGAUCUACAUCUUCCUGCGCCGGGCGAGGCAGCGGCAGACGGUGGACCGGCUGGAGCGCUACCAGAACCAGGUGACCAAGACGUCAGCGCUGCUGGUACUUGCCUUCGCCCUCUGCUGGCUGCCGUCCUACGUCUUCAUGUUCGCCCAGCUGGCAGCAGAUACCACAGUGACCGGUAAUGCCCCACGGCAUGGGGGAUUUGCCAUGUUCGCCCGCAUCAUGGCCACCUCAGCCACCGUGGCCAAUCCCAUCCUCUACAGCUUCAUGUCCCAGAAGUUCAGGAAGGAACUCACAGAGCUGGGCCAGCGGAGCUGUAAGGACCGAUUUUUUUGUAACCGACCAGGGUGAGACUAGGAGUCUUCCACAGAAAGGACUGUACAUGUGUUUGCAGUAUUAGUACUGACUACAAGAGUAGCCUAGCAAAUCUCAUCUGUUGUUCUUUGCUAAAGUCUUCCAGAAAUCCAAUGCCUGUGCACCAUGGCAAGCCCUGAAUAGUUAAACAGUAAACAGCUACUUCAGCAUACUUGUCUAUUCUCACAGGGAUGAUGCACAUGAUCAAACUAAUAACCUGCACUGCCUGCACUGAUGGUUUGCAGAAGUGUUCUUCAACAACACCAUAUGGAAGUCCUUAAAAGACACCGUCCACUUUCAAAAUGAUUUGGUAUUCUAGAUAUUUCCUUCAUUACACCAUGUUCUGUACACACAAACACACACGACAAAGGAAAAACAUUUGUGAUUUGUUUGAAGUGAAUGUAUGCCAAAGAAGGCUUUGAUGAGAAAAUAACCUGUUUAUUUAUUAUAAAAGAACUGGCCGUGACUUCAGA
This is a messenger RNA of Clupea harengus (Atlantic herring), 2659 nucleotides long. Its product is annotated as somatostatin receptor type 5. Gene Ontology annotation, molecular function: G protein-coupled peptide receptor activity. Gene Ontology annotation, cellular component: plasma membrane. The record is from RefSeq and is a predicted model, not a curated record. Gene Ontology annotation, biological process: neuropeptide signaling pathway. NCBI's taxonomy places the organism in Eukaryota, Metazoa, Chordata, Actinopteri, Clupeiformes, Clupeidae.